This is a messenger RNA of Plasmodium coatneyi, 3198 nucleotides long. RefSeq names its product DNA repair protein rad54. The transcript has a single exon. Gene Ontology annotation, cellular component: nucleus. The record is from RefSeq and is a predicted model, not a curated record. Gene Ontology annotation, biological process: double-strand break repair via synthesis-dependent strand annealing; reciprocal meiotic recombination. The coding region runs from base 1 to 3198 and encodes 1065 amino acids. Gene Ontology annotation, molecular function: ATP-dependent chromatin remodeler activity; DNA translocase activity; ATP binding. NCBI's taxonomy places the organism in Eukaryota, Apicomplexa, Aconoidasida, Haemosporida, Plasmodiidae.
AUGAGGAAGUUCCCCGGAAAGGUAAAGCGCAACCGGGAGGACAGCCCCGAAAGGACGUGCAUCACGCUGGUGCGCGCAACGCUGCUACCCAUCCUAAGUAUCGACAAGAGUGAGAAGACGACGCUGUUCCACCCUUUUAAGAACCCCCUCCCUGGGUUCGUCAGUGACAAAAGUCUCUAUGUUAAAAAAACUUUGGGUGCAAAGGUUAGGCGCACAGGGUGGAUUAACCUAACUAAUUGCAUCCCCAGAAGGUCGGAAGGAGCAGAAGCGGAUGAACAAAACAAGGAGAACGAAAUAAAAAAGGAGUUUGUACCACUAAUCUUGUACGAGGAUGAAAACAACAAGAUAGAAGUGGAUCCCAUUUUGGCUCAGUUCCUAAGGGAACACCAACGGGAAGGAGUCACCUUCGUCUUCGAGUGCUUAAUGAACCUAAGGGAUGAGAAAAUAAGUGGAUGCAUCCUGGCAGAUGACAUGGGGUUAGGAAAAACGCUCCAAAGCAUUUCCGUCCUGUACACACUACUCAAACAAGGGAUGAAUAAAAAGCCAGCUGUUAGGAGGUGCCUCAUUCUAUGUCCAGCUAGCUUAAUAAAUAACUGGAACGAUGAAAUAAAUAAAUGGCUCCCUGGUAGAUGUAACGUGACUUGUGUUAACGACAACGCAAAGGAUAAAAUAGUAAGCAAGUUAGAAGGAUUCAAGUAUGACCAUAAAUCUACCGUCAUCAUCUGCUCAUACGAAUGCUUCCGUAUUAACAACGACUCGUUAGACAAAUCUUCCAUAGACAUGAUCAUAUGUGACGAAGCCCAUCGGUUAAAAAAUGAUAAAACGAAGACCUACAUGAGCAUUUAUAAUUUGGCUGCUCGGAAGAGACUUCUUCUCUCUGGUACGCCAAUACAGAACGAUUUAAGUGAAUUCUUCGCCCUCAUUUCUCUGUGCAAUCCCGACCUCUUUGACGAUACCAAUUUGUUUAGAAAAAAAUAUGCCAACCCGAUUCUAAUUGGGAGGGACAAAGACGCAACGGAGAAGGAACAAGCAAUCGCAUCAGAACGGUUAGCCGAACUGUCAGCCAUUACAAAUAAGUUCAUCCUGAGAAGGACAAACAAUCUACUCUCCAAGGUGCUACCAGUAAAGUAUCUGAUUAACAUUUUUAUUAAGCUGAAUCCGAUACAGGAAGCUUUGUAUGUCCUUUUUUUAAAGGAUAAGAAGAUACUGAAGAACGACCAGAAUACGAACAGGGUGAAUGUACUCAUCAAUAUAAAAAAACUGGAGAAAAUUUGCAACCACCCGCUGCUGCUUAAUGGAAACGAUAUGAAGGACGUCGGGCAGGUGUCCUUCGCUAAGCUUAUUGAAGACGCCGCUAAGGAGUUGGAGAAGAAACCAGAUCGAAGCGCCAAACGGGGGAAUGCACGCGGGGGAGGCAGCCCAGUUGGUGCAACCUCUGCGGAGAAACCAUCCCCAGAAAGCAACUCACAGGGGGAUCGUGAUAGGGACUAUAGCCGUGAUCGUGAUCGGGACCGUGAUCGGGACCGUGAUCGGAACCGCAGAGGGGCCGUCGAAAUGGACUACGACAAACCGGUGAAGAAGCUCCUGGAGGAAUGCAGAAGAGACACGCACAGGUCCUACUACAACAUGUCCUGCAAGUUCCAGUUGCUCCACUUCCUCCUAAAAACGAUCAAACAGAAUACAACAGAUAAGGUAGUCAUAGUAAGCAACUACACACAGACACUGGACUACAUGGAAAUAUUAUGUAGAGAAAAUUUCUACAAAUUUGUCCGACUAGAUGGAGGAAUAAACAUAAAAAAAAGACAUAAGGUGAUUAAUGACUUUACACACUCGUCUGAUAUUUUUAUAUUCCUCCUUUCGUCUAAAUCCGGCGGGUGCGGUAUCAACCUGAUCAGUUCGAACCGUUUGGUUCUGUUAGACCCUGACUGGAACCCUGCCAAUGAUAAGCAGGCUCUAGCCAGAGUGUGGAGAGAAGGACAGAAAAAAAUCUGCUACAUCUAUAGGUUCUUCUGCACAGGUACCAUUGACGAGAAGAUGUAUCAAAGACAGAUCAGUAAAGAUGGACUUUCCUCCAUGAUCGUUACCAACACCAAUUUGUCUAAAGAUCAACUCUCCGACGAGAAUGUAAAGAAACUCUUUAAUUAUAGAAUGAAUACUCUUUGUGAGACCCAUGAUAAUAUUGAAUGCACUAGGUGCACUAUGAAAAACUGCACCGAGAAAGAUGUAGAAAACGUCUCGGAGCAAUUGGAAGAUUUUGAAGAAGAAGAUGUAAACACCUGGGCGCACCACCAAAGUGUAGACACCGUUCCUGAUGAAAUUCUAGUACAGGCUGUAAAGGCUGCCACUGACUACAAGCUUAACGACAUGAACAACUUUCCCGUUUUGAAAAAACUUUCCGAUCUUUUUGUUACCUUUGCCAUGAGUUGCAAGAUUGAAUUCCGGGACGACUUGAUCAAACAGAAGGUGCAGAAGAAGGCGGAGCUGAAGCCGCUCACGGGAAACUCCGACGCGGCACCGGGGGGCGACGUUCGUGGGGAGAGCGAGGUGGACGAGGAGGAGGACGAAGCGGAUGAUGAGGAGGAAGAUGACGUGGACGAGGAGGAAAGUGUUGGAGAUGAGGAAGAAGAAGAAACAGAAGGAGAGGAAAGUGACGUGGAGGAAGAUGACGAAGCGGAAGAGGAAGAAGAGGACGACAACGAGGGCGAUGAAAAAACGCGCAAAGUCGGGUACCAACACAAACUUAUGGAAAUCAUGGAAUACCAACUCGAACGUAGAAGGGAAAAGAGCAAAGGGGCUGGAGGCGACGCAGAGGAACCUGCGUGGGCUACGAACACCUCCUUUCAUGGGAAGGAUAGAACAAAGAGGGAGGAUGGAGCCAAACGGGAGGACGGAGCAAAGCGGGACGACGGAACCAAGCGGGAGGACGCUAACCAGCAACCACCGAAGGAGACACCACCUAGCCAGAAGAAGGACCGGAAAAUAAGUAGCACGGUUAAGGCCACGUCCCAGGAGGAGCUCGUGGGCCAAGAAGAGGACGCCGCCUCCAAGCGAGUCACACGAAACAUGAGUCAGAAAAAUUUGAUAGAACUCCUGUCACAGGAUGAGGAAUCCAAAGUGACUCUUCUCUCCAUGUCGGAGGACGCGGACGCGGACGCCUCCGUGGAAAACGUAAGCACGGAUAGCUCCUACUUGAUAUGA